AUGUUCUGUGUCUGGUCAGGUGACUACAGGGCAGGGGAUGUGCUUGGAGGCAAGUACACUGUGCUGGAGGUCAUGGGGAGAGGCAGCAAUGGAGUCACCUACAAGGCUGAGGGCCCGGACGGGAAGACAGUGGCGGUGAAGGCGCUGUCACUGCGCCGCAUGACAGACUGGAAGCAGCUGGAGCUCUUUGAGCGCGAGGCACAGACGCUAGAAACUCUGAAGCAUCCUGGAAUCCCCCGCUACAUCGACUACCUGUCCGAAGACACCGAGAAGGACCGCGGAUUCUUUUUGGUCCAGGAGUUGGCGGAGGGGCGUUCCCUGGCGCAGCUGAUGGAUGAUGGCUGGCGCGCUGACGAGGCGGAGGUGACCAGGAUUGGCAUCCAGCUGCUGGAAAUCCUAGAAUACCUUGGCAGCCGCAGGCCAUCAGUCACCCACAGGGAUGUGAAGGCGGAGAAUGUGGUGUUAGAGGGAGGCAAAGCAGGAGGCCGGUUAUUUCUGGUGGAUUUCGGCGGAGUGCAGGCGGCAGCAGCCGGUGAUGCGCUGGCUACGGGCUCUACGGUCAUCGGCACUUACGGGUACAUGGCUCCCGAGCAGUUCCGCGGCGCCGCGUCCCCGGCCUCUGACCUCUACGGCCUUGGGGGAACCCUUCUCUUCCUGCUGUCAGGCAAGCCGCCGAGCGCAUUCCCACAGGACCGCCUUCGGCUGGACUUCAGGUCAAGCCUGGAGGUUGGGGAUGCCCUGGCAGCAGUGCUGGAAGGCCUGUUGGAGCCUCUUGUGGAGGACAGGAUGCCGGCGAGUGACGCUCUGAAGAUCCUGAAGGGAGAGACAUCUCCGGCAGCAGUUUCCAGGUCGGGGGGCGACCCGCCGGGCGCGCGCAGCCGCGUCACUUCUCGAGGGACCACACUCGAGAUCGACAUUCCGCGGGGGCCGCUGCUGAGCACCGAGCGGCUGGGCACGGCCUCUUUUGCGCUCGUGUGGAAUGGCACCACUGCUGUCUGGACUCUGUCCGCGCUUGCCGCCGGAUCCGUCAUCGGCGCAGCAUUUUCGCUCCCGUUCUGGUUUGCAGGGUAUCAAGUGGCCAGAGAUGCAUUUGGGGGCGCCUUCAGCUCGGAAAACCUCGACAUUGGUGCCAAGCGGUGGCGACUGAACAGAGGAAAAGCACAUGACUCUGGUAAGGAGAGGAGCGGGAAGACGGCGGACCUCAAAGGUGCAAAGGUGACGGUGACUGGGUAUGUCAAUGGGGAGCCCAGGACGCAGCUGGAGCUUCUGGAGGGCUUCAGAAAGGUCCCCUUUGGAUUGGGCUUGAGCAGCGAGGAGCAACUCUGGCUAGCGCAGACAAUUAACAGUCACGUGGAGCGACUAACCGGCAACAAACCGCCGGAGCAGCCGCAGCCGCGCGCGCUGACAAGGCGGCGGCGCAUGAAUGACGUCACUGAUCUUGGGGGGCCCAUGGUGGGGGGACCGGGGGUCUUUGGUGGCAGAGUUUGGGGGGGUCCCUCCAGCCUGGACAACCCUUCCUUCUGGGAUGACAGCAUGGACGAUGAUGAUUAG
This is a messenger RNA of Coccomyxa subellipsoidea C-169, 1551 nucleotides long. Its product is annotated as kinase-like protein. Lineage: Eukaryota; Viridiplantae; Chlorophyta; Trebouxiophyceae; Coccomyxaceae. Gene Ontology annotation, molecular function: protein serine/threonine kinase activity; ATP binding. The transcript has 10 exons. Bases 1 to 1551 code for a protein of 516 amino acids. The record is from RefSeq and is a predicted model, not a curated record. Gene Ontology annotation, biological process: protein phosphorylation.